Molecule: messenger RNA, 6029 nt
Organism: Cryptotermes secundus
Lineage: Eukaryota; Metazoa; Arthropoda; Insecta; Blattodea; Kalotermitidae
Product: protein Wnt-16
Exons: 7
Coding region: 211-1386 (391 amino acids)
Biological process (GO): neuron differentiation; cell fate commitment; canonical Wnt signaling pathway
Cellular component (GO): extracellular region
Molecular function (GO): cytokine activity; frizzled binding
Source: RefSeq, a predicted model, not a curated record
GUUGCUUCCGACGGUUGUGGUGUGUAGACCAGCCGCACACAACAGAAGCUGGUGGUUGUAAUCGCGUCUGUUGCUUUGUGUUGGUACCUUGCGCGAUGCCGGCAGCGAGCGAUGCUGCAGACGAUGGAGGGGCCUUCACGUGAAGUUAAAUAAAUCCCUUCAAAAUAUUGUAUCGCGUGUGUGGUGUGGUGUGAAGGUGUUUCCAGCACCAUGUGGCUAAGGCAUCAUGUCGAGGUGUUCUCCUUCAUAACAACACUGAUCCUACUGCACCAGCGCGCAGUCACGGCCAACUGGAUGUACCUGGGCUUGGUGGGCGUGACGCCGCAGCUGCAGCAGCACCAGCCGCAACCCGCACCUGAGUCCACUGAGCCACAGGAAGACCCACAGCUGGCAGCUGCGCGAGCGCUGUGCAGCUCCCUGCCAGGCCUGGCGGCGCAGCAGAUCGAGGUGUGCAUCCAGCACCCCAGCGCCAUCCGCUCCGUGUCCAAUGGCGCGCGCAGGGGCAUCCAGGAGUGCCAGUACCAGUUCCGCAACGAGCGCUGGAACUGUACGACGCGCAACGAUGAGCAGAGCGUCUUCGGCUACAUCCUGGAACGCGGAAGCAAGGAGACGGCCUUCGUAUACGCGGUGACGAGUGCCGGGGUGGUGCACGCGGUCACCCAGGCCUGCAGCUCGGGCAACCUGACUGACUGCAGCUGCGACUCCACAGGCAAGGGACUGGAGACCCCCGAGGGCUGGAAGUGGGGAGGCUGCAGCGAUAAUCUCAACUAUGGAGUCGAAUUUGCACGCAAGUUCGUUGAUGCACCGGAGAGAGUGAAGCCUGCCCCAGAAACAAAGAACAAGAAAGCUUGGAGUGUGAGGCUGAGAAUGAACCUGCAUAAUAAUGAAGCUGGGAGACAGGUAGUCUCAUCACUGAUGAGAAUGCAAUGCCGAUGCCAUGGUAUAUCAGGCUCAUGUGAAGUGAAGACAUGCUGGAGGACAAUGCCGUCAUUCAAUGAAGUCGGCGACACUUUGAAACGUAAAUAUCAACAAGCUGUACAGCAGGUAGCCCCCAAACUGCGCAAACGCCUUCGUCGAAAGAGCAAGAGCAAGAGCAAGAGCAAAACCAAACGACGCCUGCCUGUUGGGAAAGGUGACUUGGUUCAUAUCCAUAAGUCGCCCAAUUACUGUGUGAAUGAUCCUCAGAAGGGAAUCCCGGGGACAUCAGGACGCAUCUGUAAUAAGACGUCUCAUGGGCCCGACAGCUGUGACUUACUUUGCUGUGGCCGGGGAUACAACACACAGGUGAUAAAACAUGUGGAACGAUGUCAGUGCAAAUUUGUGUGGUGCUGUUCUGUGAAAUGUAAGAACUGUGAAACUCUAAUUGAUCGACACACCUGCAAGUAAUUGUUAACUUCCUUUCUUGUAAUUCUCUCUUUUCUUGUCACAUUCACUGUUUCUUUUGUAAUUGUGCCAAACAAUAUACAUAUUUUUAAUGGAUUCAGAGGUAGGUGCAGUUGCAUUGUGUCAGUGCUAACAGAAGUAACAAAUAAAAAUUUGAACACUUCCAUAAUUUAGGCCUAAGGCUUGCCAAUUUUUAUGUAUAAGUAGCAGCGUGACCAACUUACAGCUUCCUGAGAACACUGAACUGCUCAGGUGCUAGAGUUCUGACCCUUCUUCCAUCUAAUCAUGCCACAGCAAUUUGGAUUGCCAGCAGAAUCGAUAUUGAUAUAUUAGCCUUUGGAAAUUAUUAAAAAUAACACAUUCAGAUUACAGCAACUUCUGCAGAUGUUCUCUCUUGAUUUUGUUAUCAGGAAUGAUCAAGUCUAGCACUGAUUUUCGUCAUUACUCUUGUUAAAUAAUGAAAUGUGAAGCGCCCACUGAAGGGAAAGUGAACAGAUUUGUGCCAGGCUUGAACAUUUUACUUGGAACCCCCUCAAAUGCCUUGCAUAGGAGACUGAAGUUUUCAAACUUUUUAAUUUAUUGUGUUUCAAAAUGUCACCUUAAUGUGUGACUGUAAAUUUCAUGUAAGUACCAGGAAAGCAGCCUGUUGAUAGAGACUAUUUCUAUCAUCCGCUCUGAUCACACAAGUAUUUGUUUGGUUGUUUGUUCAUUCAUUUGUUUUAUUAUCAUUCAUCCAUGCAUUCGGGUACAUAAGCAUUGGAUAUAGAAAUUUUCAGUAGAUUACAUUGAUAUAUUACAUAAGAUAAAUAACAAUUAAAAUAUAUAUAUGAAAGUAAUGAAUGCAAACUAAAAUACAAUGCUAUAAUUACUGGGGUAUAGAUUUCUUAAUUAAAAUUCAUCACAACACAACAACAGGACAGUUGAUGUUUAACAAUAUUUUGCUACAUAUUUCUGCUUUUUUAGAAAGCCAUCAGGCAAAUACACAAUUAACGUGUUCUUAAGCUACUGAAUUGCAUACCAUAUAAUUCAGUAUAGUGCUGGAUUUUUGACAGUAUACCAUAAUAUAAUAAUAUAUAACAUAAAAUAAAAUAAAAGAUAAAGAUUGUAAAUGAGAUAAGUUAAUUAAAAUAUAAUUAAGAACUAUGCAUAUAAUAUGUCCUAUUAAGGUAGGUUGUUGCAAUCGUAAUGUUAUGUCAUAGUGUUUUUGCAGACAUAUGGCAACAGUUUUCUUGCUAAUGUACACGUAUGAAGUGGUUAAAAUUCUUGGAGGCUCGCUGGCAUGCAUGUAGUAUUAUCUACUUUUGAUAUCCAGAAGUAAUAUAACGAGAAUAACGAUUAUGAAUAUUUUGUAGUUAUAUUUAGUGUGAUUAAAUAUUGAUAGUGAUGUUGAUACUAUAGUUGUACUGUCUACUUACUAUUUGAUGGGUACCUCUAUCUACUUGUAUUAUGUCCGGUCAGGUAGGAAGGCGGAUUGCAACUGAUUUGGCGGUAUGUGUCGUUAUGGAGUUCUGUUUAAGAGGGGGGGGGAGAGAGGUAGAGACAGGGUGUGUAUGGAUGGCAGGUAAGGUUAUUGUUUAUGUUUGGUAAGCUGUGAUAUGUAAAAUUAUAAUGUAAUUGCUUCUUUUUUUACUGAUGUCAUACAUAUGAAAUCUUUUGUAGGUAUCCAAAGCUUGACCUUUCUUACCAAUAUGUAAAAUUUCCAUUGUUUGGUCUAUUGUAUGGUAUUCAUAUGUACUGUCUACUGUAUGUUGGGUGAAUUUGGAAUUUUGGCAUUAUUCUUUAUAUCCCUUAUAUAUUCUUUAAAUCUAAUUUUAAAUGUUCAUCCAGUUUGUCCUAUAUAUUUCAGUGGACAGUCUGUAUGUGCAAACAUCAACAUCAACUGUUUUGUUGUUGUGUUGUGAUGGAUUUUAAGAAAGAAAUCUAUAUAUUUAACACAACAGGAUGCUUCCAUUGAAAAUUACCCCAAGAUCGAACAUUUAUUAUUUAUCAAGAUACUCUUCAACAGAAUAAAAAGAGUUUUCUAUAAGAAACCUCAGUUUCUUAAUAUUUUAGACUGUAGAUAUUUUGAGUCUGCUAAUAAUCCAAAAUCCUGGAGCCUGAUUAGUUAGUGGGCAUGUGUCACUCUUGCACUUGAGUGGUUCAAUGAUUGUAGGAACCUCUGAGAUGAUUGCACUGUGUAUUAGCUCAUAGAAUAUUUUCAAGAAAACUCUAAAUAUUUAAUGAAUUAUAUUAGAAUUUUAACUGUGAAAGAAGAUUUGAUGAAUGAUUUGUCUGAGUGAGAAUUUAAUCAAAGUUGCAUACUCUCAUCACAUUCAUAGGAACUUUCUGCUCACACAUCUGUACUACAUUUCAGCAGCAGCAACAUUAAUCAGCUUAGAUGUAUGUUGUCAGUUUAGUUUGGAACCAUGUCAAUUUUUAUAAUGAGUCUAUUGGACUUCCCUUAUGGUCAUAAAAGAUUUUAUUUGGGAUUCUGAUUGGUACAUUUCUUUUGGCUUAUUGUUGAAAUCCGGUGUUGAGUAAUAUAAGAAAACAAUAACCUCAAUUCAGUCUGUUGGUGAUGGGAAUGGUUUUAUCAGAAGUAUUUUGCAGAUCAAAAAUAAAUUCAGAUACCUAGAUGUAACCAGCGAUUUUCAAGAAAAGUUAUUUAGAUAAGUGAUAUUUAUCAAAUUUUUAAUGUUGAUAAAUAGUAGAAAAUAAUUGCAGUUCAUUUUAAUCGGGAAACACCUCUAAACUUUGCGCUUGUUAGGGUAUUCACUCUAUUACUGUUCACGGGAUUACUAUAAUCUGAAUGUGAUGCCCUGUGGCAUGACAGGUUCUGUUAUCAACAUUUCAGAGGAACCUGCUGCUUCUAUCUUCAGGGUGCAGUUUAGCGAAACCGUACCAUGAUGAUGGAGAUGACAGGUUCCCCCAAAACACUGAUCGCUUUCUAACAAACUAAAUGGUGUUACAUCCCAGGAGACAGCACAAUCUUCAUAGUCAUCACCAUGAGAAACUCUUAUCUCACAGGGUACUUGGUGUUUUUGAUGUUUAUAUUUUGUGGUCUUAGUCCUAAUGCUACCAAACAUUUAAACUCUCUUUAGUGUACACAGUACACUCCCGGUUAUUUGGGUGCAGAAUAUAUGUGCAUGUUCUUUUAUUUUUAAUUUCAAUUACUUAUUGGGGUCACUAAAUGUUUUUAAAGCCACAUGAGCCAUACACAAGUACUUGAGAACCAAACUUCUGUCUCUCUGCUGCACUCUCCAUUACAGCCAUUUCUGUGGUGCCAUACAUUCACCAAAUUGUUAUUACAAGACGCAGGAGAAGGGACCAAGCAUUACGUUGGACUAAUCUUUGUCUUUUCUUAGGUAUUUUCUUUUUGUUUUCAUAUAAAAACUUUCCUUUAGAUUCUCUUUUGUUUAUUCUCAAACCAUUCCCAUACCAUCUUAUUCCUUUAUAGUAAGUCUUCAAUUAAUGGUGCCUCCAUUGUUGUUGUGAAGUAAUAAGUAUUCAUCAGUUUUUAUCUUUUGUAAUAUACUGAUAUUUUGCAAAAAUUUCAUGAUUGUUAGCUCACCAGUUCCUGGUGUACUCUCAUCUGCAAAUACCUAUUUAUAUUAAAUUAGGGAGAAAUUUUUAUAUUUUAGACAUCUAAACACACGUCACAAUGAGCAUUAAAAUCCAAUGCUGGACUUAAUCUGCUGUCAGAUCAAGCCAUUUCACACCUUCAUAACCUGCAUCUAGAUCAUAUGAUCCUUUUGUCUUCAACUUGAUCAUACAAAUGUUCACAUUCUCAAAAUAUGAAUUAAUACAUCAUUGAAACAAUUGGUAAUUGUCUCAACUUUUUACAAAAUUUCUGAGAAAAAUAUUAUCCAUUUGUGAUGAGCCUAUCACAAGCAAUGACAAGAAGCAGCGGAAUGAUUGGAAGAUGAAAUACAAGUACUCGGAGUGAAAUUUGCCUGCCCCAGUGCUACUUCGUCCAACAGAAAUUCCAAACACUUAACAAUUUCAACCAUGGCAUGACCCAAGUGGGGAUAUUUUUUAAUAAAGUACAGUGUUCUACAAAACUGGAAAUUCUAGUAUAUUCUAUAUUAAUGUUCUGUAUGGUACUGGUUGUAAUAAUUGCUGUCAAUUUUUUGUAAAGAAGAAAAUGAAAAGGGUAUGGAAUAUAACAGGUGUACCUGAAACUUGAAUAAACUGCACAUGGAAAUGUUAAAUUGGUUCACUUAUUUAAUGAAUUGCUCUCUAAAUGAAGCAGAAGGAGAAGGGAGGGGCAGUGUUUCAGCAGACACAUUCUGAUCUGUGAUAUGAAUGGUGCUGAUUUCCUGCCAGGUCACACUGUAUUGCUAACCAGAACUGUUUUCAACCACAAUAUUUAGGACUCUGAUGAAAGUGUAGGUAUCUUACUGAAACAGUUAUUGUGUUUCCGGACAUUAUCACUUUUUGGAGAGUGGAUUCUGUCUCCAUUUCAUUUCAUUUCAUUUUUAUUAUCAUUCAACAAUCCAUACAUACAGGUAUUACAACCAUUUGGAUAGGGAAAUUGUCAUAUUCUCCUGCGUAUCUUUACAGAAUACACUGUACUACCCUAAUAUAGGGGGUUUGUCAUCUGAAUAAUAUCUAGAUCCAGUUACCAUUAACUGCAUUGUCUUCACACAAAUACAACAAAUUAAUCA